AUGUUGCAGAAACAGACGCAGCCACACCUCGAGCGUCUCGAGCCCAUGCUCGGCGAUCCUUUCUUCGAAAGCAUCCUCUGGGCCCAGGAGUACGACCUAAAUGGACUGGACAAGGGACUGCGUUCUAGGAUCGAGUCUGGGCAGUUCAAGAGGGUCGUCUUCUAUGGGAUGGGAUGCUCCUCGGUUAUUAACGACUACGACCUGGACUGGUUUGUUGACAGAGAAACCAUGAAAGACCCGGCCACGCUGGCAUUCAUCUGCUAUAGCGGCUGGUCGGUCGAGCCGUGCCUGUUCUUCGACACCAUGCGAGAGAUGACCCGAAACAAAAACCUGAUCGUUCUCUCUGGAGGCGGGAAGAUUGCCUCUCUGUGCAAGGAGCACGGCACCUCGCUGAUCCAGUAUAAGCUACGUCAUGCCGACCGGGAAUACCCCCUCUAUCACGUUCAGCAGUUCUUCUCGAUCUUCCUCGAUCUCUUCCACAAGCUGAAGAUCACAAACUCCUCCUACCAAUCCGAGCUCGAGGACUCGGUCAAGUUCCUGAAAUCCGAGUUCCACGAGGGAACCCUCAAGCGAGCAGAAGACCAUCGCCGAGAAGCUGAGAGGGAGCCGGAUCGCCCUGCUGAGCACAGUGGACUGGUACGUCACCCUGCUCAAGCAGAUAGCCAUGUUUUUCAACGAAAUCGCCAUGGUUCUGACGCACUGAAACCUCUGCACGAAUUCUCCCACACUGAAGUGGCUACCUAUUCCGAUCCGGCCGAAAAGCAGGCCAUCGUCACCUUCCUCGACUCCAAUGCCGACGACUACACGAAGGGUAAGAUCAAGAUCCUGGAAGGGCUGUUCGGUGGAAAGAAUGUCCCGCAGAACCGUAACAUCGAGUUUGUCAACAUCGACCUUAACCAGGACAAUUUCUUCAAAAAGUUCUUCUUUGGGCACUUUUUCACGGUUUAUGUUCGUUCUACCUAG
Molecule: messenger RNA, 963 nt
Organism: Aspergillus tanneri
Lineage: Eukaryota; Fungi; Ascomycota; Eurotiomycetes; Eurotiales; Aspergillaceae
Exons: 2
Coding region: 1-963 (320 amino acids)
Source: RefSeq, a predicted model, not a curated record